This is a messenger RNA of Ostreobium quekettii, 660 nucleotides long. The record is from the annotation of a GenBank genome assembly. NCBI's taxonomy places the organism in Eukaryota, Viridiplantae, Chlorophyta, Ulvophyceae, Bryopsidales, Ostreobiaceae.
AUGGGCUCCAGCGGCCUGCCGCGCAGUGGCCUGGAGCUCGCCGCCCGCGCGGCGCUCGCGAGCCGAUCGGCGGGACGGCUCCGCCUUCGCGCCCAAGCGGUCGACGCGCCCGCUGCCGCGGAGCUGGGAACCGGCAUCCGAUCGGACUUCCCGGUGCUGGACCAGCGCGUGAACGGGAGGCCGCUGGUGUACUUCGACAACGCCGCGACAUCGCAGAAGCCGCUGGCGGUGCUGGAGGCGAUGGAGGGCUACUACAGGACCACCAACUCAAACGUGCACCGUGGGGUGCACGCGCUCAGUGCGCGGGCCACCGCGAUGUACGAGGCGGCGCGGGACCAAGUGGCGGCCUUCGUGGGGGCGGGCGAGUCUCGGGAGGUGGUAUUCACGCGGAACGCCAGCGAGGCGAUGAACCUGGUGGCCUACAGCUGGGGCAUGAGCAAUUUGCGGGAGGGCGACGAGAUCAUAAUAUCAACAGCUGAGCACCACAGCAACAUCGUUCCAUGGCAAAUAGUGGCAAAGAAGACAGGGGCACGCCUUCGUGCUGUCACCCUCACCAAAGACACCGAAGAACUGGAUAUGCAGGGAGCUGCUGAGCGACCACACGAAGCUUGUAUCCCUCUUCCACGUGUCCAACACUCUUGGGGCAGUGAGCCCAGUUGA